AUGCUGGGAAAGAUCGCUCUUGAAGAAGCCUUUGCGCUUCCCCGCUUCCAAGAAAAGACAAGAUGGUGGGCUGGCAUGUUCGCUACCGAUGUUGACAAGCACACUGCCGAGAUCACCGACGUGGAUUCCAUCAGAUUGAACUUCGCCGAGAAGCACGGCGUCGGUCUCCAGAUCCUCUCAUACACCGCGCCCGGCGUACAGGAUAUCUGGGACGCAAAGGACGCCCAGGCCCUCGCCGUCGAAAUCAACGACUACAUCGCCGAGAAGGUGCAGGCGCACCCGGAUCGAUUCGCUGCCUUCGCAACCCUCUCCAUGCACGACCCCCAAGAAGCAGCCGCAGAGCUCCGCCGCUGCGUAACAAAAUACGGGUUCCUCGGCGCCCUCGUUAAUGAUACACAGCGCGCAGGACCAGACGGCGAUGACAUGAUCUUCUACGAUAAUGAAAAAUGGGACGUCUUCUGGCAAACAUGUACCGAGCUCGACGUGCCUCUUUAUCUCCACCCCCGCAACCCCACCGGAACAAUCUACGAGAAGCUCUGGGCUGAUCGCAAGUGGCUUGUUGGUCCCCCUCUUUCGUUCGCACAGGGUGUGAGUCUUCAUGCGCUGGGUAUGGUUACUAAUGGAGUCUUCGACCGCCACCCUAAGCUGCAGAUUAUCUUGGGCCAUCUUGGCGAGCAUAUCCCAUUCGAUAUGUGGAGGAUUAAUCACUGGUUCGAGGACCGGAAGAAGUUGCUUGGGUUGCAGGAGACGUGCAAGAAGACUAUUCGGGAGUACUUUGCGCAGAACUUGUGGAUUACUACCUCUGGUCAUUUCUCGACUCCUACUUUGCAUUUCUGUAUGGCUGAGGUUGGGGCUGAUCGGAUUUUGUUCUCCAUUGAUUAUCCGUUUGAGACUUUCGAGGAUGCUUGUGACUGGUUUGAUAAGGCUGAGUUGUCGGAGCCUGAUCGUCUGAAGAUCGGGAGGGAGAACGCUAAGAAGCUGUUUAAGCUGGGUGCUUACAAGGAUAGUACUGCUUGA
This is a messenger RNA of Penicillium verhagenii, 1017 nucleotides long. Its product is annotated as amidohydrolase family protein. Gene Ontology annotation, cellular component: cytosol; cytoplasm. Bases 1 to 1017 code for a protein of 338 amino acids. NCBI's taxonomy places the organism in Eukaryota, Fungi, Ascomycota, Eurotiomycetes, Eurotiales, Aspergillaceae. The record is from RefSeq and is a predicted model, not a curated record. The transcript is spliced from 2 exons. Gene Ontology annotation, molecular function: carboxy-lyase activity; hydrolase activity. Gene Ontology annotation, biological process: secondary metabolic process.